Molecule: messenger RNA, 1912 nt
Organism: Punica granatum (pomegranate)
Lineage: Eukaryota; Viridiplantae; Streptophyta; Magnoliopsida; Myrtales; Lythraceae
Source: RefSeq, a predicted model, not a curated record
GUACGGCCGAGGGACGGGAACGGAAGAAGAGAGGAGAGGUUUCAGUCAGCCCGUAGUCCAUCUCUGCUGCUCUGCUUCCGCCUCACCUUCACCUUCCCCCUCAUCUCCUCUCCUCUACCCAGCUGCUGUGAUGUCCGAUUGAAGUGAAGCGGUAGUGAGCGCAAUUGAUUUGGAUUUGUUGGUUGCUCCCAAGUCCUAGCUGAGGAAAACCUCUCAGGUGUCUCAUCGUAGGCAGAGGAAUGGCUUUCCUGUUUCAGAAAUUUCAAGAGGCGGUGAAGGUUCUUGCCAAAAGUCCAACUUUUGCGAGAGACCCGAGACAGUUCCAGUUCGAAGCCGACAUUAACCGGCUCUUCCUGUACACCAGCUACAACCGUUUGGGAAAUGAUGCCGAAGAGUCAGAUGUGGAGCAGAUCAUAGAGAUGGCUGGUAAAGCUUCGGUUGCUGAUCAGCAGAAGCAAGUCCAGGAAAAUGUUCAUACUCAGAUUAAAGCCUUUUGUAGGUUCAUGGACGAGAUUCUCCUUCCUGAUGUUGAUAAGAAAAACGAGGCUGCUCUGGAUCCUCCUGCAUCAAGUCCUGCUCAGCAUCGCAGUGGCCUUAGCCUUGCUGUGGGGAAAAGUGGACCACUCAGUCGACAUCCUGACAUACCGGAGACGAGGCCCUUGAAGCUUGCUGAAGUAUCUCAGAAAAUAAAGGAUCUCAUGGGCUACACUCUUGUGGUUAAACCAUCCGAAAUUCCUCAUGAAGAAGCUGGUCGAGGUUUGUUUUUGGAUGGCGAAGCUGAAGUUGGUUCUGUCAUAGCCAUGUACCCUGGCGUUGUAUACUCCCCAGCCUAUUACCGUUACAUUCCGGGCUACCCUCGGGUUGAUGCCCAGAAUCCAUAUUUGAUCACUAGGUAUGACGGGACUGUAAUAAAUGCUCAGCCUUGGGGAUUGGGCGGUGAAGGCCGAGAAGUUUGGAUGGGCUCAAGUGUUAGAGAUGCGGAUAACAGGCCACCGAUGCAGGGAAAAGAGGAAGGUUCCGAUAAGUUCUGGAGACUCCUGAGCAAGCCUUUGCCAGGAGCACUCGGAGGGAACCUGGCUGAUGUGCUGGAGAGGAGAAAUCCAUUAGCCUUGGCCCACUUUGCAAACCACCCGGCAAAGGAUAUGGAGCCUAAUGUCAUGAUCUGUCCUAACGAUUUCCCUUUGACUGAAUCAGAUAUGAGGGCUUAUAUUCCGAAUAUACAGUUUGGAGGGCCGGAAGAGGUGAGAAUGAAGAGGUUUGGGAACUUCUGGUUUAAGCUGGGAAGUGGUGGGUCCGAUGUUCCUAUUCUGAAGACUAUAGUUCUGGUGGCUACUCGAGCACUCUGCAAUGAGGAGCUGCUACUAAAUUACAGGUUGAGCAAUUCAAAGAGAAGGCCAGCAUGGUAUACGCCCGUGGACGAGGAGGAAGAUCGAAGGAGGUGGAGCUAAUUUGACAAUAGAAGUAGGACAUACGAAGGCAUCUUCUUCUAGACCGGGAAUUUUCUGGGCGUCCAGGUUUCAUCCUGAUGCAACUGAAACGCUAUCCCUUUCAGCAAUUCAAGAUCAUCGUAACUGCUUUAAGCAGUAGGAGUAGAUUUUUUUGGUGUAGCAAUUAUCCCGGGGAUUUAGGAAAUGGCAAUCUCUUGGAGUUUAAUUUUUAUUCUGCCUUCAGGCUAAUAAUAAGGCCAACUAAUGGGAGAAUUUUAUUGUCCUUUUUUUUGCCUGGAGAGAACUGUUUUGCAGGUCUCUAUAUUGCUCGUUGGUGCUUAUCUUUCUCAUGUUUUGUUUGAUUAAUUCGAGGAGUCUGGUCAUUAGUUUCAUUUCCAGUUCGACGGGCAUGCCCGGAAUUCGAAACCUCUGUACUCCAGAUUGAGAACGAGUGCCUUAUAACUGAACUUCACGAUUCUUGUGUA